GGGCUGAAAGCAAGUAAUAAAUGUGAAAGGUCUAGGACAAGAAACAACAAAAAAAAUUAUUUCCUCAUUCUCUCUAACCAUACCUUUUAAGUCUUCUUCCUGAUUUAUCACAUUUCAUGGACAAAUACACUUGGCCACACCUUCUGACAUUGCUCAAUACUUGCUUAAUUGAAAAAGGCUGAGGCAAAUCAAAGGAAGGGCUCUCAUUGCCUUCUCCCCAUCACCCGAUAAAUAGCCAACCAAGCCCUCAACACUCCUGAACACUGUUGGAGAGAUGAGACAACCACACUGGCUGCCCUUGGUGGGGCUCUUGCUGUUUUCUCUUAUUUCAAGCCAAGUAUGCACGAUCUGUGAGGUAAGUAAAGAAGACUACUUCCGCCUAAAGCCUCUGUUGAACACAAUAGUCAAAUCAAAAUAUACCGGGGCAACCAAAGCUGCCAAUGUCCUGUUGUCUGUCAGAGUUGUGGGGAUCCAGAACCAAACCCUAGAGCAACGGCUGCUCCAACGAGUCCGAGACGCUGGGGAACGGAAAGUGACAAAUUUAACCUCUGGACAGCUUGCCUUGAUUACAAUGGCUUUGGGAGCAUGUCAUAGCCAUGAUGAAAACUUUAUACAUGAUCAUCACCUAAUCAGCCAGCUAGAAAAUAAAUUCCAAGCAGAAAUUGAAAAUAUGGAAACACAUGAUGGCAAUCCAUUGACUAACUACUACCAGCUCAGCCUGGACGUAUUGGCCUUGUGUCUGUUCAAUGGAAGCUACUCAGCCACCAAAGUUGCUGAAAUCUUCUCUCCUGAAAAUAAAAAUUUUUAUUUCGGUGGCCAGUUCUCAGUAGAUACUGGUGCGUUGGCUAUCCUGGCCCUGACCUGCGUGAAAAGGAAUCUAACGAACGGGAAGAUCAGAGCAGGUGGAAAGGAUUUAGAGAGGAUCAGUAAUCACACAAAGGCACUGGUAAACAAGAUUCUCCUUGAGAGAAAAGAAGAUGGUCUCCUUGGAAAUGCAUUCAGUACAGGAAACGCUAUGCAGGCCCUUUUUGUGUCAUCAGAGUAUUACCAAGAAAGUGAAUGGAAUUGUCAAGAAACUCUGAACACAGUGCUCAAGGAAAUUUCUCAAGGAACAUUCGGUAUUCCAAUUGCCGCAGCCCAGGUCUUCCCUGCUCUGAUGGGAAAGACCUACUUAGAUGUUAACUCCUGUGUCCCUCGUUCAGGUAACUUCAACAUUCCCAUUCCUCUGCCUAUAACUGUGGCACCUCUUAAGCCACCCUCAUAUAUCUCAGUCAAUUACUCUGUGAGAAUCAAUGAAACGUAUGACACCAAUGUCACCGUGCGACAUGGUUCUGUCUUUCUGGAUGUGAUGGAGCAAGCUCAGAAACAGAACAAGACUGUAUUUGGUUUCACCAUGGUGGAGAGUGACUGGGGCCCCUACAUCACCUCUGUUCAGGGCCUAAAGGCCAGCAGUAAUGACAGAACCUACUGGGAACUUCUGAGUGGAGGCAAACCACUGAGCCAAGGAGCUGGUAAUUAUGUUGUCCGUGAAGGAGAAAACUUGCAGGUUCGUUGGAGCAAAUACUAAUAAGCCCAAACCUUCCUCAGCUGGAUAAAAGCCUUUUGCAGUGGAAUUCCAUGCAGAAAUUGGCCUCAUGCCUUCCUUUUCACUUAUCCUAAUUCCAAUAGGAGAGUCAGUAACCUUCCCUUCUCUCUCUACAUGUUCAAUAAAAAGACUAGCAACUACACAAAAAGAGCAUGUUCUGAGCGCUUCAUUUUUUAAAGGGUUUUAGAAGUUAUUAGAGGGAAGACCACCUCAGGAAGAAGUAUAAAGAGGUUAGACCACAUGUCUAAUAAGCGGGGCUCUACUCAAUGUUUCCCUACUAACUGUCUAGGUGACCUUGGGCAACCGGGUAAAUUGGAGAUAAGGGUCUAGAUCUAACGUUGCAGCUGCAGAAAGUUUGCAGGGAAACUGAAUUCUCUGAGGCCUGCAUGCAAAAGAGGAACCCAGUGGUCAUAUUGACUUCAGACAGGCAGUGGGCAGAGAGAGAAAUGUCGCUCAGAAGAAAGGGGGAGAUGGGAGGCUUAUGCAUGCAAAGUCAGCCCUUGGUUCAUGAAACAAUACCAUCUCUUCUUCCCAGCUGUCUCCCUUGGGCCCCACUUGUUCUUCUCCCACAUUUAUUUUCCUUUUAUUUCAGAAUAAAUCACCCUGAUAUUCAUAUCACCAAAAUA
This is a messenger RNA of Microcebus murinus (gray mouse lemur), 2211 nucleotides long. RefSeq names its product transcobalamin 1 (gene TCN1). The record is from RefSeq and is a predicted model, not a curated record. Gene Ontology annotation, molecular function: cobalamin binding. NCBI's taxonomy places the organism in Eukaryota, Metazoa, Chordata, Mammalia, Primates, Cheirogaleidae. Gene Ontology annotation, biological process: cobalamin transport.